This is a messenger RNA of Ornithodoros turicata, 4492 nucleotides long. RefSeq lists its product as uncharacterized. The transcript has 2 exons. The coding region runs from base 471 to 2789 and encodes 772 amino acids. Lineage: Eukaryota; Metazoa; Arthropoda; Arachnida; Ixodida; Argasidae. The record is from RefSeq and is a predicted model, not a curated record.
CUGCGGAUUUGAGAGAUUUUGGUAAUGCAGGAUGCUCCAGCCGUGCUGUUCCCAGUGAUCGUUGCACUUCGACGACUCCACAUCGCGCAGAUACCCUUGUAGGCUCAACCUUUGGUGGUAGUGUUGUUCCUCAAACUGUAACUGAUGCCGGUCGGAAUGCUUGUUUCGCUUCGAGCACAAGCGAAAUUCGUCCUUCAAAUUCGUCAUUUGCUGAUUCAGCUGAGGUAGAUAAUGUAGUCCCCUGCAGUUCAGGUUGUGACGAGCUUGCCGGUUCCAGAGCAAGUCCCGUUCCAAUCACUGCCGCUGUUACACCCAGUCGAUCUUCAUCUUUCGAUACUGGCAAUGUUCACCAGACACAGAGUCAGCGCACAAGCAGUGUGAAUGGUCGGCGUAUAGUGGAGAUUGAUCACUUCUUCUCGUCUUUGCAAAGUUUGUCGGUACAUAGUCCGUUUGGUUGCGGCCUGGCUGACAUGGAAAUUGUAUCAGAACAUCGGCGAGGUCUGUGUAGCUCUUUCAGUUUGAAGUGCAGGAUGUGUCUGAGGAAAGAUGUAGUCACAACAGAGGCACCAGUUGAUCAACUUGUUCAACAACGCAUGGACGUCAAUUCCUCAGCAGUGAACGGUAUCGUGUCUAUAGGUUCUGGUUUCUCAGGCCUUCGCGAGCUCCUAGGUGCUCUGGACAUACCCGGCAUGGCUGGUAGCACGUACAGUAAGUAUCAGGAUAUUGUUGCUAAAGGAAUCGACGAAACAGCUUGGGAAGAAAUAAGAAAAGCAGGCAUUGAGGAAGCUCGGUUAGCUAGGGAGGCUGGGGACGUCGAUGCUGACGGUUUUCCUAUAAUUACGGUCGUUGCCGAUGGUGCUUGGUGCAAACGUUCAUACAAGAACAAGUACGACGCUCUUUCUGGCUUGGCUGUAAUUGUUGGGUACCGCACAAAGAAAGUACUGUUCCUAGGCGUCCGGAACAAAUUUUGUACACUGUGCGCAAGUUCCAAGGCAGGGUCGAGCCCAAAAAAGCAUCUGUGCUUCAAGAACUGGGACAGCAGCUCUACCAGUAUGGAGAAGGAUAUCGUCGUUGAAGGCUUCAGGCGCAGCAUUGAGUUGCACGGGGUAAAGUACUUGCAGUUGAUCGCUGACGGUGAUUCGAGCACAUACAAGUCAAUUCUUGAAGCUGCACCGUACCAGCAUCAGGUAGUUCAGAAGGUAGAAUGUCGCAACCACCUUCUUCGAAACUAUGUAAGUCGUCUUCGAGAUGUUGCUUUGGCAAAGAGAACAACCCCCAUUCCCCCAUCGUUGAAGAAGCUACUUCUGGAUAAUGCUGUUCGACUAAGAGUUGGAGUUGCUAGGGCUAUUCACUAUCGCAAAGAGCAGGCCGAGUUCAGCAAACAAGAUCAGAUUCGGAACCUGGUGGCUGAUAUCCGUAAUGGGCCACUCCAUGUGUUCGGCGACCACGCAAAAUGUGCGGGUUACUUUUGCAGUGGUCCAAAAGAAGGGGAAGUCAAUCACGUCCCAGAGCUCAGGAAAUGCGGACUUUUCAAUGAAAUCCUUGUAGCGAUGAGUCGUUUGGCAAACAAUGGUAGCAGCUUGAUCCUUGACGUUAACAAUAAUGCUGCAGAACAUUUCAAUUCUCUCGUUGCAAAGUUUUCUGGCGGUAAAAGAAUAAACUUUUCCCAGAGGGGAUCAUUCGGAAUGCGGGCUUCAGGAGCUGUCGUGUCUUUCAACUCUAAGCAGUACCAUCGUGCUCUACAUAAGGCAGUGUACAACACCAGCCCUGGGAAGUAUGCAAAAAUUAUGCUGAAGCGUAAAGCAGCUGUUCGUGCUGCUUGCAUAAGGCAUCGGAGUUCUGGGGCUGCUCGCUGUAAGCGUUCACUUGAAGGUGCGCCUUGCAAGCGUGCUUCCAGCGACAACCACUAUGGUUCCAUAGUGGAUGCUCCAGACAUGAACCACGAUGACUAUGUUGAAGCUGCUGCGGCGUACAAGGAUUCCCUUGUGCUCUCCCAACCAGAUGCAGAGCAGCUCGAGGCUGAUACUCGAGGUCAAGAAGGGAGAACUUUGUGGAUGCAGGAGAGGCGAAAGCGACUCACCGCUUCUAAUUUUGGCAAGGUAUGCAAGAUGCGAGAUGCAACGAGCAGUGCAAGUACUGUUCGUUCCUUGCUCUAUGGUCAUUUUGACACUGAGGCUCUCCGAUAUGGUCGCGACACUGAGCCCAUUGCAAUUGCUAAGCUGCAGGAUGAGUUAGGGGUGACUGUUUCACCAUGCGGCCUUGUUGUUGAUCAGGAGUUUGCAUACCUUGCUGCAACACCUGAUGGGCUUGUCGGUGAUGACACUGUCGUGGAAGUGAAGUGCCCUUAUUCGGCUCGGCCCCUUACCCCUGUGGAGGGAGUGCGGGCAAAAAAAAUCACCUUUUGCACUAUUGAUAACUCUGGUAAUAUUUCGUUGAAGGAAAACCAUGACUACCACUAUCAGGUGCAGGGACAGCUCCACAUCACUCGACGUCAGUUUUGUCUUUUUGUGGUAUAUUCUGGCGAGGAAAUUUUUGUCCAGAAGAUCGAGAGAAAUGAUGGCUUCUGGAGCAAAAUGAUUGGCCACCUUCAACUGUUCUACUCGCAUAGCCUUCUACCGGAGUUGGUUGACCCUCGUCAGUCCCGUGGGCUGCAGCUCAGAGAUAACAAGAAGAGUGACCAUCAGGUUGCCUCGCUCUGUGAUGCCGCCAAAACAACUUCCAAUCAGGGCGAUUCAUCCAGAAAGAGACGGAAGACUGGUAAAGAUAACUCACCUGCCGCUGUUCUGUAAUUAUGGCUAGACUGUGGAUUUACGUGUCAUUUAGUUUGUGCGGCUCCACCUUUGCCAAGUGUUUUAAUGCAUAUUCAUCCAUUUUGCUUCAUAAUUUACUGAAUGUUUUUCCAUAUACAUGUCUUCGACUUUGGCUCAGGCUGCAUAUCUUCACGUUUGUGUUUCAUAUUUAAGUUACCUUUUUCCAUUUUUACUGUGCAUAUCUGUGCAUAUUUUUCAAUUUUCCUAAAUAUUUAUAUUAAUAUAUUUCUAUGUAUAAAUCCACAGACUAGUCGUGCGAUGCUUGUCAUAUUUUAAACAUGGCGUAAGAGUGUGAAAUCUGAAUCCAGCCAUCAGCACGUGAGGAUCUAAGUAUGAGAAUGGUGCACAAUCUCCCAACCGUAGAACCGUCUUCCCCGGCAUUGUUGAAACACGUCCACACGUUGAUGCUAUAUGUGUGAGGCCAUCAUGGUAUUCUACCUUGGCUUGAGUGUAUGAAGAUAUAGCAAAGCUGUCCCCAAACCGUCGUUCUUCCCAGGCAUGGUUGAAACACGUCCACACGUUGAUGCUAUAUGUGUGAGGCCAUCAUGGUAUUCUGCCUUGGCUUGAGUGUAUGAAGAUAUAGCAAAGCUGUCCCCAAACCGUCGUUCUUCCCAGGCAUGGUUGAAACACGUCCACACGUUGAUGCUACAUGUGUGAGGCCAUCAUGGUAUUCUGCCUUGGCUUGAGUUUAUGAAGAUAUAGCAAAGCUGUCCCCAAACCGUCGUUCUUCCCAGGCAUGGUUGAAACACGUCCACACGUUGAUGCUAUAUGUGUGAGGCCAUCACGGUAUUCUACCUUUGCUUGAGUGUAUGAAAAUUGUGGAAAGAAACAUGAAUGGUAUUCCUAGCACUUUUGAAGCUCCACCAGCCUGUUCAGAUGUCGACAUCCUGAGUAUGAAUCCAUUUUGAUAUUUUGACAAGGUCGGUAAGUAUCAUUGUGCAGAGCUGUCUCCCAACUGUCGCCAGUUCCCCGCAUUGUUGAGCACGAGCAACAUCCCAACAUGUCGCUCUGCGUUACGUCCUCUUGCCAUCUUGCCUUUACUUGGGUGUCAUUUCAACAUAUGAAAAUUGUAUUUUCAGAUUCAGGUAUCCAGUACUACUGCAAAUAUGAUGGCCAGACGCCCAAAGGUCAAACUUCCUAAGUGUUACUGUCUUUACCUGUCAUUUGAAAAUUUCCUACUCUCUCCCUGAUUAUGAAGCACCUGCCCUUGCCAGUGUUGUACCUGGUUCAGCAUUAUGUGGCCAAUGAUGAAUGGUGCCCUGUUGGACAUUUUUUUUCCAUAAACACACACUCUGAGGCUUUAGCUGCCAACUGACAAGCAUGGCAAAAGCAACUAUCAGUUGCUACUUCAUUGCUCAAAAAGGAAACUCGUUGCUGAGUAACACGUUCCAAGUUUUUACUAUUCCCAUAUUAUGAACCUGGCUCUGUCCACCAGGAUGCUAUAUGUUGAUGCCGUAUGUGCGAGACCUUCAUGUCAAAGUGCGCCUACAUGCAGCGGACUGUAUGGUACUUCAUUAUGUGUGUAUGCCACAUCGCCAAUGAUGAAAUGUGCUGUUGGAUACUGUAUCCACGAAUGAACAUUCUGAGGCUACAAGCAUGAGCUGAUACGCAUAAGUAAUGCAGAAAACGUGACGAUGUAUACAUGCUGCGUUCUUCAAUAAAAUAUCUCCAAUCUACCAAUA